GGCUACCUAACUCAGCUGCUUAGUAAGUGCCCUCCCUUAUUUAGGAUCAGCAGUAAUGACAAUAGGCUGUGACGUCACUUGUAAAUAUACAGCAACAUGACAUCAUACCCAGAAGAAUCAUGGGCGAUAAAACCAAAGAAAUAGAACAUCAAUCAACUACAACAUAAUUAGACAGUAAGCAGUUCAUAUUACGUCACGAUGGCUUCACACGGAAACCCAACCAACGGUCCUCAGAGCGAUGCUCAACCUGAGUCGUCAGCAGCUUCGGAAGUUGGAAAGACCAAUAUCACCACCGACGGCUCUGUAGUGACUUCCACCGACCCCACCACCAACCCGUCCGCGGGGAUCGGUCAAAAGCUCAAAGGCGACGUAAGCGGCGCAAUUCAUGGGAGCAUCGGAAGCGUCCAGGCUGCCGCGGGCUCUGUGCUAAGGAACAAGGCGAUGGAGGAAAAGGGCCGAACCAAAAUGCAAGAAGAGGACGAGCGGCUGGGUGCGAAGCGAGGCGUCAUGCCGGUAGGUUCCGGACAGAGGCACGCGAAAGGAGAGGUCUAAAGUGGAACCGCGUUUUCGGUGCGAUGAUCGUUACGGACGAUGGUGUAAAAUGUACGAAGUAUGAAUUAUAUCCAUAACUAAAAGGAAGGCCACCAGACCUUCCAACUUCUAUCUGAUUUUGUUACUUCAGUAUCUUGCAAAAAAAAAAAAAAAAAA
Molecule: messenger RNA, 708 nt
Organism: Daldinia caldariorum
Lineage: Eukaryota; Fungi; Ascomycota; Sordariomycetes; Xylariales; Hypoxylaceae
Exons: 2
Coding region: 199-552 (117 amino acids)
Source: RefSeq, a predicted model, not a curated record